AUGGACGAAAACCAAACAGAAGUUGUAAGAGAAUUUGUCCUGGCAGGCUUCUCAGAGACACCAGCUGUUGAAGCAGGGCUCUUUGCACUAUUCCUCAUCUUCUACGUGUCCACUUGGGUGGGCAAUGUCCUCAUCAUCGUCACAGUGACCUCUGAUAACUACCUUAAUUCAUCACCCAUGUAUUUCCUUCUUGGCAACCUCUCUUUCCUGGAUUUAUGUUAUUCAACAGUCACUACCCCUAAGCUUCUGGCUGACUUCCUCGAUGAUCAGAAACUCAUUCCAUAUGACCAAUGUAUCAUUCAGCUCUUCUUCCUGCAUUUGGUAGGGGCAGCUGAGAUGUUCCUGCUCACAGUGAUGGCCUAUGAUCGCUAUGUUGCAAUCUGUCGUCCCCUGCACUACACCACUGUCAUGAGUAAAGGUUUGUGCUGUGUGCUCAUUUUUGCUUCCUGGACGGGGGGAUUUGUCCACUCCAUUGUCCAGACGAUUCUCACUAUCCGCCUGCCCUUUUGUGGGCCGAACCAUGUAGACAACUUCUUUUGUGAUGUUCCCCCUAUCAUUAAACUUGCCUGUGAGGACACCUUUGUCAUUGAAUUGCUAAUGGUAUCUAAUAGUGGGCUGAUCUCCACCAGCUCCUUCGUGGUGCUGGUUUCUUCUUAUACAACUAUCCUAAUCAAGAUUCGUUCCAAGGAGGGAAGGCAAAAAGCACUCUCCACCUGUGGCUCUCACCUCAUGGUGGUAACACUCUUUUUUGGACCCUGUAUUUUCAUCUAUGCUCGGCCCUUCUCCACUUUUUCUGUGGACAAGAUGGUGUCCGUGCUCUACAAUGUUAUUACUCCCAUGUUGAACCCCCUCAUCUACACACUACGAAACAAAGAGGUCAAAUCAGCCAUGCAGAAGCUGUGGGACCAAAGUGGACUUAGAAGAACUAAUUUUUUGAAGGCAGAGAACUUCAGGUUAAAACAUUGA
Choloepus didactylus (southern two-toed sloth) is the source of this 966-nucleotide messenger RNA. Its product is annotated as olfactory receptor 4Q2. Lineage: Eukaryota; Metazoa; Chordata; Mammalia; Pilosa; Megalonychidae. The record is from RefSeq and is a predicted model, not a curated record. Gene Ontology annotation, biological process: G protein-coupled receptor signaling pathway. Gene Ontology annotation, cellular component: membrane. Gene Ontology annotation, molecular function: G protein-coupled receptor activity; olfactory receptor activity. The transcript has a single exon. The coding region runs from base 1 to 966 and encodes 321 amino acids.